UUGCUCUCGGAUACGUUGACUUUGAACUUUCCUCUGUGAGCUGUAAUUAAUAGAUGAAUGAAGACAGACUGGUCAGAGCAGACGCUGACAGCUCAAAUACUUCCUCAUGGGCAGUUUGUUAUGAAGCUAGUCAGCUAACAAAGAGUUAGCCCUUUCGUCAGAGCGAUAGGUGAUUUAACUGUCUGCGCUUCAGACGUCAAUGACACCGUGCUAAGAGGAGCUGCUGCUGGUAAUAUCAGUUAAUAAACCAGAAAUGUGGACGAGCACAUUGGCACGUUUCGCCCGGCCUGCCCUGCAGAGGAGCACCGCUGCCGUGACCUGCCAGGUUCUGAAAGCGUGUUGCAGAUCGGGGCCGGCUGCAGGUCGUCUGCCCCCGAGUUUGACAUCAGUGCAGCUUCGAGGGCAACAGUCUCUGGUGUCAGCCUCCCAUCCUGCAUCUCGCCAGUUAGUGAGACAUGCCCGGGCUCUGGAUCAGGAGAGGCUGGUUGAGGUGGAGUGGGAGGAUGGAGGUCACAGUUCAUACCCAUUCACCUGGCUAAGGGACAACUGCCAAUGUCCGCUGUGUACUCUGCAGUCAGCUCAGGCCCGGGUGCUCCUGAUGUGUGAUCUUGAUAUUCACGCAGGGGUUGACACUGUGGAGGUUACCAAGGACAACAAGGUGUCUAUAGUGUGGCCAGACCAGCACACCAGUGUGUUUGACCCAGAGUGGCUGAAGAAACGAUGUUUCUCUUCUGCUGCCAGACAGUCACUGCAAGAAGAGCUUUUUCUCAAUGAGCGUUAUUAUUGGGAUUCCACGCUGUGUAUUCCCACCGCUGACUUCCAGCAAGUCCUCCAGGAUGAUAACGCAGCACUAGCCUGGCUCUUGGCCAUGCGCCGCUUUGGCGUCGUCUGCCUGAAGGGGGCUCCAGCGGAGCAAGGCCAAGUGGCCAGACUCUGUGAGAGGAUUGGCUUUCUCAGGCUAACGUUCUAUGGGCAUACAUGGCAGGUCCAGGACAAAUACAUGGCAAACAAUUUAGCCUACACUUCAAAAAAGCUUAGUGUCCACACGGACUACCCUGCGUUAAACUUCCCACCAGGAGUGCAGUUCAUACAAUGCCUCUGCCCUGCUGUGGAAGGAGGGGAGAGUCAGUUGGUGGACGGUUUCCACGUAACGCAGCAGCUGCAGAGAGAAGACCCCGAGGCCUUUCAGAUACUCACCUCGCUCCUCGUGAACUUCCAGGACGUAGGACGCGACUACUGCGACUUCCACCUGCUUUCUAAACACUGCAUUAUUGACGUGGAUCGUGACGGCCGAGUUCACAGGAUCAACUUCAACAACGCCACCAGAGAUUCAGUGCUGGACCUCCCGCUGCAUCAGGUCCAGCCCUUCUACAGAGCCAUCAAGGCCUUCACAGACCUCAUGGACCGACCGGAGAAUGUGGUCUCCUGCAGACUGGAGUCAGGUGACAUCAUGACCUUUGAUAACUGGCGUCUGCUGCAUGGGCGAAAGAGCUACAUUUCCAGCCCGGACAGUUCACGACACCUGGAGGGCGCUUACCUGGACUGGGAUGUGGUCAUGUCACGCCUCCACGUUCUCCGUAACUCUGUCCACAAGGACAGUUGAGUUUCAGAAGCUACAUUUAAAAAACAAAAGAAGAAGGAAACAUUUAAGGGGAAUUUAGUCACAGAGUCUGGAGUUGCUAAGAUGAAAGGACAAAGUGCAAAGACGCUGAAAUGUUCAGGUCAUCACGUUUGUUAACUAAAGCUGUUUUAUUAGAGUUUCAAUGCGUACGUUUAGGUCCAGCGUGUCAGAAGUAAGGACAUCUAAUGAGGUGAGGCUGCUAAAUGCUCCCUUUCCCAAGCACAUCAUGGUACGACGGUGGCCUUCGCAUUCCACGGAUGUCAUUGCUCUUUCACAACUCUCCACUCUCCCACUCGGUGUCAUUUCCUCCUCCCUAUAACUGGGUUUAUGAUGGUGCCGCUGCUCCUCGUUCGCGUUGUUAAAAUGUCAAAAUGUGAAAACAAACCUUCCGUUCAGGCUCUUGUAGAAACGCGGCAGCAAGAAACUCUUGCCUCAAAUUCUGAUUUUAAGGCUUGGCGUCAACUGUUCUUUUUUUAAAGCUAUUACACACUUAUACAAACUUAAAGGUCUUAUGAGUAGAUUCAAUUUCUGCCAGUAAACCCACCGAAAUGUUACACGUUGAAAUGGUGCAACGCCACACUGCAAAGAUUAACGGGCAUUAGUCAGUGAUGUUUUCUUUUAUCUGACACACAAGUCUUAUAAGUCAAGUCGUCAUUCCUGGCUUUGCUGUUCAAAAUGUAUUGCCAUAUUUAUCAAAACAGGUUUUUACUAUGUUCUAUGGGAGAUAUGGUUUCUUUUUCCUCUUUAACAUUGUAAGGAUAACAUUUGAUUUCUGAAUAUUAUUCACCGUCAGCCAUUUUUCAAAUAUUUUAACACAUUGUUCUGUUAAAAUGUUAAACAUUUAAAAUAUUACAGCAGUGUGUACCUACAGAGAUUCCUUAGAUGGUCCCCAAACCAAUUUGGUGAAUUUUUACAACCUUUUUAGUGAAGAUUUAUGUUUAUGUUUUUAAAUGACAUCUCUUGGAAAGGUUUCAUUUACCAGUACAAAAUUGUAUCGGGUGUUACAGCAUAUUAUGGCCGUUAAUUAGUCACUACAUUAUGCACAAAAACUGAGAAGUAACUUCAGACACAGUUUCACUGUAAUUUAGAUUUAAUGUCGUUUACGCGGCACAGUAGCUGCACACGAUGUGACAUGGAGUAUCUGCAAAUGUAGUCUUCAAUUUAGCAAUUUAGUGUAACUAAGUGUAACUAAAUUGCAGUCCCUCCAUACAUUUGAGCAGCAUGUGUCCUUUGAAUAAUUGUCAAAGUUGUUUGGUACAUUUCUUCUUUUGGUGGUGGAGACCGGAGUCGUGUGAGCUCACUACAUGUUGGAUCACCUGCGAAUAAAUCUUUAAGCUUGA
This is a messenger RNA of Solea senegalensis (Senegalese sole), 2961 nucleotides long. RefSeq names its product butyrobetaine (gamma), 2-oxoglutarate dioxygenase (gamma-butyrobetaine hydroxylase) 1 (gene bbox1). The transcript is spliced from 8 exons. Gene Ontology annotation, biological process: carnitine biosynthetic process. Gene Ontology annotation, cellular component: mitochondrion. NCBI's taxonomy places the organism in Eukaryota, Metazoa, Chordata, Actinopteri, Pleuronectiformes, Soleidae. The record is from RefSeq and is a predicted model, not a curated record. The coding region runs from base 254 to 1603 and encodes 449 amino acids. Gene Ontology annotation, molecular function: iron ion binding; gamma-butyrobetaine dioxygenase activity.